AUGGAAAUAAAAAACAAGGAGAAACAGAGACUCUAUGUUGUGUUUAAAGGUAUGAUACCUGGAAUUUAUUCAACAUGUGAAGAAUGUGCACCACAUGUGCUUGGUUUUAGGGGCAGCUUAUACAAGUCUUUCAAAAGUGAGGAAGAGGCUAUUGAAGCGCACCAGGCUUUCUUUGAAGGAAGGUUGAAUGAAGAAACACUUUCCAACGACAUUGGUGUUGAUUUUGUCCAUUCUAUGGCUGGGAAUUGCAAAUGGAAGAAAGAAAAAAGAAAGAGGUUCUAUGUUGUUUUCAAAGGAAAUCGACCUGGGGUAUAUUUCAGCUGGGAUGAAUGUGCACCAUAUGUGAUUGGUUUUAGUGGAAGUUUAUACAAGUCAUUCAAAACUAAGGAUGAAGUUGUUGCUGCGUUCUACGCUUUCUUUGAUGGAAAUCAGAAUGAAGAAGGAAGUUCUAGUGUUAGAUCUAUCGGUACUUUUGUCUCGGAUUUAAAUACAAACUCUGGUAAAAUGGAGGACACUUAUGCAUAUAGCAGCUUAAAUUUGUUCAUUUUAGGAUGUAUAUUGGAUUAG
Diospyros lotus (date-plum) is the source of this 567-nucleotide messenger RNA. RefSeq lists its product as uncharacterized. The transcript has a single exon. The coding region runs from base 1 to 567 and encodes 188 amino acids. NCBI's taxonomy places the organism in Eukaryota, Viridiplantae, Streptophyta, Magnoliopsida, Ericales, Ebenaceae. The record is from RefSeq and is a predicted model, not a curated record.